Pteropus alecto (black flying fox) is the source of this 4218-nucleotide messenger RNA. It is a transcript of the gene TAX1BP1, whose product is annotated as Tax1 binding protein 1. Gene Ontology annotation, biological process: negative regulation of apoptotic process. NCBI's taxonomy places the organism in Eukaryota, Metazoa, Chordata, Mammalia, Chiroptera, Pteropodidae. The transcript is spliced from 18 exons. The coding region runs from base 146 to 2593 and encodes 815 amino acids. The record is from RefSeq and is a predicted model, not a curated record.
GCCGGCAUCUGGCUCCAAGGGGGAGGGUAGCCGGUCGCUGGAGGCCGGCAGUGGUGGCGGAAGAGGUUGUGCGGCUGAUGGCGGCUCAGGCUCGGAAACCUCUCUAAGGCUCCCGCUCUGUCCGGGAGCCCCUUACUGAUUCACAAUGACAUCCUUUCAAGAAGUCCCACAGACUUCCAACUUUGCCCAUGUCAUCUUUCAAAAUGUGGCCAAGAGUUAUCUUCCUAAUAUACACCUGGAGUGUCAUUAUACCUUAACUCCAUAUAUCCAUCCACAUCCAAAAGAUUGGGUUGGAAUAUUCAAGGUUGGAUGGAGUACUGCUCGUGAUUAUUAUACAUUUUUAUGGUCCCCUAUGCCUGAAAAUUAUGUAGAAGGAUCAACAGUCAAUUGUGUAUUAGCAUUUCAAGGGUAUUACCUUCCAAAUGAUGAUGGAGAGUUUUAUCAAUUUUGUUACGUUACCUAUAAGGGUGAAAUUCGAGGAGCAAGUACACCUUUCCAGUUUCGAGCUGCUUCUCCAGUUGAAGAGUUGCUUACUAUGGAAGACGAAGGAAAUUCUGACAUGUUGGUGGUGACCACAAAAGCUGGUCUUCUUGAGUUGAAAAUUGAGAAAACUAUGAAAGAAAAAGAAGAACUGUUAAAGUUAAUUGCCGUUCUGGAAAAAGAAACAACACAACUUCGAGAACAAGUUGAAAGACUGGAAAGAGAACUUAACCAUGAAAAAGAAAGAUGUGACCAACUGCAAGCAGAGCAGAAGGGUCUUACUGAAGAAUCAGAAAGUUUAAAAAUGGAAAACGAAGACUUUAAGAGGAGAUACAAUUAUGCUACAUCCAAAGCUCUCAGGCUUGAGGGAGAUAUUGUGUUAGUGACAAAUAAAGCAGUUGAAAAAGAAACUGAAUUGGACAGUUUAAAGGACAAACUCAGGAAGGCACAGUGUGAAAGAGAACAACUUGAACAUCAAUUAAAGACAGAAAAGGAUGAGAAGGAACUUUAUAAGGUACAUUUGAAGAAUAGAGAAAUAGAAAAUACCAAGCUUGUGUCAGAGGUCCAGACUUUAAAGAAUAUAGAUGGAAACAAAGAAAACAUGAUUACUCAUUUCAAAGAAGAGAUUGGCAGGCUGCAAUUCUGUUUGGCUGAAAAGGAUAGUCUGCAAAGGGCUUUCCUACUUACAACUUCAAGUAAGGAAGAUACAUUUAUUUUGAAGGAGCAACUUCGUAAAGCAGAGGAACAGAUUCAGGCAACUCGGCAAGAAGUUGUCUUUCUGACUAAAGAACUUAGUGAUGCUGUAAACAUGCGAGAUAAAACGAUGGCAGAUCUACAUACAGCACGCUUGGAAAACGAGAAAGUCAAAAAGCAGUUAGAUGAUGCAGUGGCAGAACUUAAACUAAAUGCUGCGAAAAAAGACCAGGAAAAGACUGAUACACUGGAACAUGAACUGAGAAGAGAAGUUGAAGAUCUGAAACUUCGUCUUCAGAUGGCAGCAGAUCAUUAUAAAGAAAAAUUCAAGGAAUGCCAGAGGCUCCAGAAACAAAUAAACAAACUUUCAGACCAGUCAGCCAAUAAUAAUAGUGUCUUCUCAAAGAAAAUUGGGAAUCAGCAGAAAGUGAAUGAUACCUCAAACACAGACCCAGCCACUGCUGCCUCUACUAUAGUUGUAAAGCCACCACCUUCUGCAGCUGAGACAGAUUUUGACAUUGUAACAAAGGGGCAAGUCUGUGAAAUGACCAAAGAAAUUGCUGACAAAACAGAAAAAUAUAAUAAAUGUAAACAACUCUUGCAGGAUGAGAAAACGAAAUGCAAUAAAUAUGCUGAUGAACUUGCAAAAAUGGAACUGAAAUGGAAAGAACAAGUAGAAAUUGCUGAAAAUGUAAAACUAGAACUAGCUGAAGUAGAAGACAAUUACAAACUUCAGUUGGCAGAGAAAGACAAAGAAAUACAUGGUCUAACUUCACAUUUGGAAAACCUCUCCAGGGAGAAGGAACUUAAAAGGGGUUCAGAAAGUCAAGCAGAAGGGAAAAUGGAAGGUCAGAAUUCCCAGAGUCCUCAGCAGAUGUCACAGUGUCUCAACACAUGCUUGGAGCAAAAUGGUCAUGUUCCUGCAGUACCAGAUACACAGCCAGUUCUGCAAUAUGGUAAUCCUUAUGCAACACAGGAGACAAGAGAUGGAGCAGAUGGUGCUUUUUACCCAGAUGAAAUCCAAAGGCCCCCUGUGAGAGUACCCUCUUGGGGACUAGAAGAUAAUGUUGUCUGCAGCCAGCCUGCUCGAAACCUUAGUCGACCUGAUGGUUUAGAAGACCCCGAGGAUAGUAAAGAAGAUGAGAACGUGCCCACUGCUCCUGAUCCUCCAAGCAAGCAUUUACACGGGCAUGGAACAGGCUUUUGCUUUGAUUCCAGCUUUGAUGUUCACAAGAAGUGUCCCCUCUGUGAAUUGAUGUUCCCUCCCAACUAUGACCAGAGCAAGUUUGAAGAGCACGUUGAAAGCCACUGGAAGGUGUGCCCCAUGUGCAGCGAGCAGUUCCCUCCCGACUAUCUCCAGCAUGAAUUUGAGAGUCACGUGCAGACCCACUUUGAUCAGAAUGUUUUAAAUUUUGACUAGUUACUUUUUAUUGUGAGUUAAUUAUACAGGCAGUUUCAAACAAAUCCUCUCCAGUAGACCACUGAGGAGACCACCGAUAAUCACGCUGACGCUCCCUCCACCGACCGCACUUUUCUGACCAAGAGCUACUUUGAUUUUGGUGUUACUAGGUUCAGGGUCAGUCUUUGGCUUAUCAAUAACUAUAACGUUAACCUCUUUAAAUCUUACCUGCUUAAGAAGUUCUUGUGUGUUUGUAUCUUCCCCAGUUUGCAAAAUUAUAUGACUAAAGGAAACAGGGAUUAUUUUAAUGUUACUGCACUGAAAAAAUAUGUAUUGUGUGUUAUGUAGCAGAAUAUUUACAAGUUUCUGUUGACCUUGUUGAUUGAGCAUGACUACUAAAUAUUAUGUAAUAAAAAGAAUUUAUCAUAAGUCUUGCAAAGUAAUUCAUUGAAUACAGAAACUUGCAUAAUUUAGCCCAUGAAAUGUUUUUUUUAACCCUCUUUAGAAAUGGAGCUGUAUGUAGAAUGAGAUGUUUGCAGUAUAGUAAAUAUCAUUUUCAAAUUUGAAAUGUUUGCAUUAGGAAUUAAUGGAAGACAUAUUUUGCUAAUUUUAUGACUAAUUUUUUUAGAAUAACCUGAAUGAUUAUAUUUAAGCCAUCUUAAAGUUGUAUUUCUAUCUAAUGGGAAAAUGGAACAAGAUAGGUGAGUGCAAUUCUUUCAUAUUAAAUGAUCUCCUAAACUGGUGUUUGUGGUACAAAAUCACAGAAAAUGUAUCCGUAUCUUUUUCACAUUUUUCCUGAUGAGUAUGACUUUGAAAUAACAUUUUCAGUAAGUGAUUAAAAAUGUAAUGUCAGCUCAAAUCAAAGUAAUGUCUUUGUCUCUGCUGUGUAUAGUAUUCUCAUUAACAUUAAAAAGGACACAGUUUGGAGGUAAUUUCAUUGUCAAAUUUAUUUGUGAUGGUUUUUCAUUAAGUAGCAUCAUGAACAUGUUUUCAUCUGUCUUUUUAAAAGUUUCUGAACUGUAUUCUUUUCUUUUAUAAUAUGAAUGUUAAGUUACUUGAUUCUACUGCUUUUGUAGUUAUGAAAAUAUUUAAGCCUGUCCUAAGCAAACUAGCUAUUUAAGAUGUUAAACUAAUAUUCAGUGUGGUGGCAUUUUGGGAUGCUACGUAUGAACUACAUUAUACAUCAUGUGCUUGUAUUUGUUUAUAGGAGCAGGAUCUGUAUAUUGUUGGAAUCCUUUGAGAGAAGGUUUUUGAGUCUAGGGAAAACAGUAUUAGGCAGUCAGAUGCCAGCGGUUAGGACAUAGCAGACCUGGGGGCAAGUCAUACCAGAUAGGUUACAUGACAAGCAGAAUAUAUUCAGGUAAAAUAUAGUCUGCGACAGGAGCAUUUUUGAUGCAUUAAUAAUUAUGGACGAUGCUAACUUAAAACCUUACAAUAUUAUAGUGCUGCUAUUGUUCCUCAUUAGUCUAAACCUUGAGUCGUUUUUGGCCCUAAGCUAUAAUUACUUUCCUUUAAUCUUCAAUUUAUUUUGGUGUUUUUUAGUUAUCUUUUUUGUAAUGAUUUCAAAAUAGGUUUAAUUCCACUGUGGUCUGAGAAAAUGCUUUGUAUGAUCUAUAUUCUUAGGAAUUAAAGUGUUUCGUGGCUCA